Messenger RNA from Neopsephotus bourkii (Bourke's parrot), 1106 nucleotides. It is a transcript of the gene GPR142, whose product is annotated as G protein-coupled receptor 142. The transcript has 2 exons. Gene Ontology annotation, biological process: G protein-coupled receptor signaling pathway. Gene Ontology annotation, molecular function: G protein-coupled receptor activity. The record is from RefSeq and is a predicted model, not a curated record. The coding region runs from base 53 to 1042 and encodes 329 amino acids. Lineage: Eukaryota; Metazoa; Chordata; Aves; Psittaciformes; Psittacidae. Gene Ontology annotation, cellular component: membrane.
AGCCCCCUGAUGUUCCCUGUCUCCCCCUGCAGCCGGUCCAUGGUGGAAGGCGAUGUUCUCAGUGCCCAACAGCACAGCGGAGGCAGCAUGGCUGGAGCUGGAGCGAUCACCCUGCAUGGUCGGCAUCAUCCCCAUCGUGUAUUACAGCGUCCUGCUGGGGCUGGGGCUGCCAGUGAACAUCCUGACUGCCGUGGCCAUGUUCCGCCUGGCCACAAGGACCAAGAAGUCAUCGUACUGGUACCUGCUGGCCCUGACCACCUCCGACAUCCUCACCCAGGUCUUCAUUAUCUUUAUGGGCUUCAUCCUGCAGACAGCCAUCCUGGCGCGGGCUGUGCCCAGCGCCUUCAUCCACACCAUCAAUGUCCUGGAGUUCACGGCCAACCACGCUUCCACGUGGAUCACGGUCCUGCUGUCCGUGGACCGCUACGUGGCCCUCUGCCACCCGCUGCGGUACCGCACCAUCUCCUACCCGCAGCGCGCCCGCAAGAUCAUCGCAGCCGUGUUCACCGCAUCCCUGGCCACGGGCAUCCCCUUCUACUGGUGGUUGGACAUGUGGCGUGAUGCUGACCCCCCCACCGCCCUGGACAUGGCGCUCAAGUGGGUGCACUGCAUCACCGUCUACUUCUUGCCCUCUAGCAUCUUCCUGGCCACCAACCCCAUCAUCAUCUGCAAGCUGAAGCAGCGGAGGCGCUCGGGGGGCGGCCGGCCCUACAAGAGCAAGACCACAGCCCUCCUCCUGGCCGAAACCACCGUGUUCACCGUGCUCUGGGCUCCCCGCACCGUCGUCAUGAUCUGCCACCUCUACGUGGCCUCGGUCAAGCGGGACUGGCGCGUGCACUUGGCCUUGGACAUCGCCAACAUGGUAGCCAUGCUCAACACCGCCCUCAACUUCUUCCUCUACUCCUUCGUGAGCCGGACCUUCCGCCGCACGGUGGCCGCGGUGCUCCGGGCCCACCUCCGGCACGGUCCCCGGCACCGCAGCGCCCGCUUCCCGCAGCCAGCACUGAAAGCGCUGCAGCCGGGGGCUGGCACUGCCCUCUGAGCCGUGCAUCAGCCCAGGACCUGCUGAGACCCUGCCCCAGGGAUGCUGCCCCUUGCCCCCCAUC